AUGUCGUUCAAUUAUAAUAAAUUUCAAAAUAACCCAGCAAAUAAGAAUGCCAUUGCAGCGGCAGCAGCGGUGGCAAACGCAUUAAAUGAUGAUGGGGUUACCCUAGAUACCAGUAAAUUGGUCUCCUAUAAUAAAACGCCUCGAACAUACUCACUCAAUGACCAUACUUCCAAGAGAAAAUGGGGUCAUCGAAAAAAGAAGCACCAGGAAAAGGAUCUUUUCACUACCAAUUCUGUCCAGGGAAGUACUUCCACUUCGGACAAACAUAAUACAUAUAAAGACUCAACUAGUGGCAUGAGACUGCAAAAGAAGUAUAUCCCGAGCCCUUCAGGUCUAGUGGCUGUCGAUGUUCUAGUACUAGAUAAGCAAACACCUAAUGCCAGCCCAAGGCAAAUACUUACUAGAAGGUCAAAUAUCUUUGACCCAAAUAAUGCCCCAAAUUCAUUGUCAAGAAAGACGAGAGUUACAAGAUCAUAUAUUAAUAUUCCAAGACAAUCAACCAAUACAACUAAUAACAGUGUAACAUUACCCAAUUCUGGUCGUCAUUUCACGAAUUCAACAUUUCGAAGUAGAAAAACUUCCCCUAGUUCUCAAAACUGCUCUUUAGUCUCUUGUCAUUCCAGAAAUAGGAACAGUAUGUCAAGUUUAGUGUCAAGUAAUGCCUCUGGUGACAGCAUAGUGGUCCAAUUAGAGAAAGUAAACGAACAUGUCGAGCCAAGGGGGAAAUAUAACAUGCAUGAACAUAAACAUACACACAGUCACAAAGGUGUCCAUAAGAGAAAAUUAAGUGUACCUGCAACCCAAAUACAGUCUUCAAAUGAAAUUGAUAGUGAUGAGGUGUCAAAACUAAAAAGUGUCUACGAACAAAUGAGUGCAUCAUCAAGCAAAAACAGUAUAAGUUCCAGCAGGAUAAGCCAUAAGUUGACAAACACCAGUGAGGGAUUUACCGCACAUGAGCUUUAUCCUAUAUCGUCAGGAGAGAAUAUUAAUGAUGCAAUCUCUACCAGUUCAAAUUUGAACGGAGAACCAGACGGCUUCGACUACUCUAGGAAUAAAGAGCCAAUCAUGGAUGAAGUAGAUGCAAUUAAUGAAGAAGAAGGUAUGCAUAAUUAUGCUCAAGAUAUCAAUCAUGAAGUGAAUAGCCAAUACCUACUGUUUAAAGCACCAGAGGGGCCAGAUGUUAAAACGGUAUGUUCUAUUCAUGACAUCCAAACUAGCGGUAAUUCGACUUCAAUUCAAAGAAUUGAUUCGGAGAGUGAAGAGAUGAAUAAUAAUGAAAAUAUCGCUUCUUUCCAAAAUAAGGAAACGGCUAAUUCAGAUCUGCAGAAUCUAAAUAGAGUAAACAUCGACGCUACGUAUGCGAAAACUGUCAGUCCAAAUAUUGUUGUGGAAGAGUGUGCAAACUCUGAUAGUGGAAAUACACAUGGGCUGGGAAGUGAAGUUAGAAAUUUAAUCAAUCUACGACGGGAAUGCUCAAAUGACAGUCGUCAAGAUAGCCGAAAUAACUCGAAUAAUUCUGCAUAUUCUACAUUUAGUAAAGUACCAAAUCUACAAAUCAGCAACAGAACAGCCACACUUACCCAAAAAUCUGAUCCAAGAGAGACGCAUAUGAAUAAUAAUAAUACGACUCUUGCUCGAUAUCUCAAGACAGACAGACCGUAUUUAUCUAUCGAAAGAGCUUCCGAACCAGUACUGCACGAGCGUAGCUUAUCAUCGGCAAGCACGAAGAUCUCACCAAUCAGGCCAACACAAAUGAGUUCUUCCGACAUCUCAUUUAGAAAAGUGAACUCCGCUAGAUUUAAUGAAAGUGAUGCAUCAUCAAUUUAUUCAGAUAUCCCACUAUCAAAGGCUCAACCAAAUGUUCUUGGAAGUAACAGCAAUAGUAGGAAGACGUCUAGCUCGUAUAUUUAUAACAGUGAUAACAGGUUUAUCAAAAUGGGAAGUACUAACAACAGUACUGAUAGUAGAAACGGAAACAGGUUUUCCCUUUUCUUGAGUCAUCAUGGCGAUACUGAAAAUACCAGCCCAUCUUUGAAUGAUAGUAUUGAAAAACUUUCAGUUCGACCAGUCAACGCUUUAAGCGAUGAUGAUGAUGACGUUUAUCGAUUUGAUAUUGAACAGAAACAAAAGAGUCUAAAGUUUGGAAAACGACUCAAGAAAUUCUUCAAACUUAAGAAGAAGGCUCGGUGA
Molecule: messenger RNA, 2190 nt
Organism: Kazachstania africana CBS 2517
Lineage: Eukaryota; Fungi; Ascomycota; Saccharomycetes; Saccharomycetales; Saccharomycetaceae
Exons: 1
Coding region: 1-2190 (729 amino acids)
Source: RefSeq, a predicted model, not a curated record